UCUUAUUUUUUCCACAAGCUCCCCAGGAAUUCUUGUGAAUUCUUGAAUGCAUGCCCAGAGAGACAGGGUUUCUCUCCUUUACAGAAACAAUGGGGAAUCACAUUGAUGAGUGUUGCUGUAAUGACAGUAAUGACAGCUUCGGUGGCUGUUAUUUUUCUGUACCACAGGAACACUCCAAUAGUUAAAGCCAACAAUUCAGAGCUCAACUUCCUGCUCCUGCUGUCACUGAAACUCUGUUUCUUGUGCUUCCUGGUUUUUGUUGGCCAGCCCUGACUAUGGUCAUGAGGAAUCAGUUUUGUAUUGUGCAUCUUGUGUAUUUUGGUCAAAACCAUUAUGGUUAUGGUUGCAUUUCACUGAGCUAGACCUGGAUCCUCUGGUCUUAUUAAUUGUUUUGGACCCGGUCAGCAGAGAGGAAGUGUUCUUCUCUUUACCAGUGUUCAGGUGGUUAUCUGUGCCAUGUGACUCUCCAUCAGUCCACAUUCUCCACACCGUAACUUUGGAAUCCGCGGGUCAAAGGUCAUCCUUGAUUGCAUAGUUGGGUCAGUUGUGGGAUUUGCCUGUGUACUAGGCUACAUUGGCUUUCUGGCUGCUGUCUGUUGUUUGCUGGCCUUCUUUGCACAUAAACUUCCAGAUAAUUUUAAUGAGGCAAAAUUUAUUAAUUUUAGUAUCCUGAUCUUUCGUGCUGUGUGGAUUGCAUUUGUGCCAGCUUAUGUCAGCUCACCAGAGUACAGUGUAGCUGUGGAGAUUGUUGCCAUUCUGUCCUCUUGUUUUGGACUGCAUCUUAGUAUGGACCAAAACUCAUCUGGACACAUUUUGCACUCAAUAGCAUAUGUGAAUAAACAAAAGAGAGAGGAUGUGAAUUUAAGAGGAAAUUACUUUCAAAUAUAUUUAAAGUUUGGAAUAGUAUUUGUUAUUUUUGCCAAUAGUAAUUUCCUCAUCUGUUGUAUUAGAAAUCUUUCCAUCUGCACAUGGCAGGCAUUGAAAACAGCAAACAGGAAGGCCCUUCCUCAUGGCUCGUCUGGUGCCUGGGGGACAGCUCUAACUAAACACAGAUCGUGGGGGCUAAAAUGA
This is a messenger RNA of Xyrauchen texanus (razorback sucker), 1071 nucleotides long. Its product is annotated as extracellular calcium-sensing receptor. Gene Ontology annotation, molecular function: G protein-coupled receptor activity. Gene Ontology annotation, biological process: G protein-coupled receptor signaling pathway. The record is from RefSeq and is a predicted model, not a curated record. Gene Ontology annotation, cellular component: membrane. Lineage: Eukaryota; Metazoa; Chordata; Actinopteri; Cypriniformes; Catostomidae.